AUGUCCAAAACGCUCUACGCGCUGUACGAGUCGCCGACGGGCUACGCCAUUUUCAAAAUUCGCACGACGGAGGAGAUCGGCGCCGAGAAUGUGGUACUGCAGAAGACGCUGCAGGACUUCAGCACCUUCUCUCCGUGGGUGAAGCUCGUCUCCUUUGCACCGUUCGAGUCCCCCGAGAACGCUCUCGAGGACGCCGUGUGCAUCUCUGAGAACCUGAUCAGCGCGUUCCUCAGCAACUUCCUCACCGCCGCCUUCGCAAAGAAAGUUGCCAAGGAUGAGGCCAACUGGGAGCUCGGCGUGCAGGACCCAAAGCUGGGCAGCGCCAUCCAUGACGAGCUCAACAUCCCGGUCUUGUGCAACGAGAACGUAGCCGAGAUUUGCCGCUGCAUCCGCCUCCACGCUGAAAAGUUGCUGCCGGAGCACAACGAGGGUGAUGUGCCGCGCGCGCAGUGCGGUCUGGGACAUGCGUUCUCGCGCAACAAGGUAAAGUUUAACGUGCACCGCAGUGAUAACAUGAUCAUCCAGGCCUCGGCGCUGAUGGAGCACAUGGACAAGGGUGUGAACCUGCUGGGCAUGCGGGUGAAGGAGUGGUACGGCUGGCACUUCCCUGAGCUGGCAAAGGAGGUUCCGGAGCCACUCAAGUACGCCAACGUGGCGCUGCUCAUCGGCAACCGCUGCUCACUAGAGGAGGCGCCGGAGGAGGACAUCAAAGCGAGGCUGGGCGACAUCCUCGAGGGCGACGAAGCGCUUGCGGCGCGUGUGUACGAAAAGGCGGUGACGUCAAUGGGCGGCGACAUGGCAGAGGUGGACUGGGACUGCAUCCGCACCUUUGCUAAGCGCGUUGCCUCGUUGGGUCAGUACCGUGUUGCCCUGGCGCAGUACCUCGUGGAUAAGAUGAUGCUGGUGGCCCCGAACCUGACACAGCUGAUGGGGCAGACCAUUGGCGCUAAGCUCAUCUCCAAGGCCGGCUCCCUCACGAACCUCGCCAAGUCCCCGGCCAGCACCAUCCAGAUACUCGGUGCCGAGAAGGCGCUGUUCCGAGCACUCAAGAAGAAAAAGGGCAACACCCCCAAGUAUGGCCUCAUCUUUCACUCCUCGUUCAUCCAGCGGGCGUCGAAAGAGCACCGUGGCAAAAUUUCGCGCUACCUUGCCAACAAGGCCGCGCUCGCUUGCCGCAUUGACUGCUUCAUGGAUGCUCCGCCGACCGUCUUUGGUGAGAAGCUACGCGAGCAGGUCGAGGCUCGCCUGAAUUUCUUUGACACAGGUAACAAGCCUCCGAGCAACAAGGCCGCGAUGGCUGAGGCACUGGAGCAGUACCAGCGCAUCCUCCGCAAACGUGACCGCAAACACGCAGAGAAGGACGUCGAGGAGACUCCGAAGGCAAAGAAGAGCCGCAAAGUCGAGGCCUCCGAAUAA
Messenger RNA from Leishmania braziliensis MHOM/BR/75/M2904, 1416 nucleotides. Its product is annotated as putative nucleolar protein. The coding region runs from base 1 to 1416 and encodes 471 amino acids. The transcript has a single exon. The record is from RefSeq and is a predicted model, not a curated record. Gene Ontology annotation, cellular component: box C/D methylation guide snoRNP complex; small-subunit processome. Lineage: Eukaryota; Euglenozoa; Kinetoplastea; Trypanosomatida; Trypanosomatidae. Gene Ontology annotation, molecular function: snoRNA binding.